This is a messenger RNA of Egretta garzetta (little egret), 750 nucleotides long. It is a transcript of the gene IQCK, whose product is annotated as IQ motif containing K. The coding region runs from base 1 to 750 and encodes 249 amino acids. NCBI's taxonomy places the organism in Eukaryota, Metazoa, Chordata, Aves, Pelecaniformes, Ardeidae. The transcript is spliced from 8 exons. Gene Ontology annotation, molecular function: protein binding. The record is from RefSeq and is a predicted model, not a curated record.
AUGCUGUACUACUUUUUACUUUUAGAGUAUGAAGCAGAACAGCCUCAAUUUCCAGAUUUUCCUGAAUCAAAACAUGGAUCUUGUGACUGGGGUAUUUAUAUAGGUUACAUUUAUCUUGAACAGGUGUCUUUGGAAGCAGGAAUAUGGCAGCCAUUACGUAUGGAACGAUUUUAUUCAGUCCCUGCAGCUGAUACUGUUGUCCAACAGUUGUUUCCCACACCCAAGACAGCCCCCUUUCCAGAACCACCUGAUCCAAAAACAUGUUCUCCUCGAGAAUACUUAGAGUAUUACAUAUUUCCUGUACUCUUACCUGGAAUGGCUGAACUUCUGCAUCGAGCAAAGAAAGAAAAGUGUUUUGAGAGAAAAAGGACCAAAUUUAUUGCCUGUGAUUUCCUAACUGAGUGGUUAUACAACAAGAACCCAAAGAGGAAAGAUGAGUCAUUCACAGAAUUCUUUUCCAUUCCUUUUGUUAACGACUGGCUAAAGGACCAUCCUAGGCCACCAAUUCCUCUCUCUCUCCUUCUGUCGGAAGAAGAAGCAAGCAUAGUAAUUCAGUCCUUCUGGAGAGGUUAUCGGGUCCGCUGUGAUAGUGAAAUACAAGAGUUACGUCAGUGGCAAAAGCAGUUGAGAGAGGACAAAAACAUUAUUAAGAGAGUGAAAGAAUUCUGGACUAAGCAGGAAGCCAAAGUGGGAAGCAAAGCGGAAGACUCAGAAGAACAUACACAAAAUCAUGCAACAUCUCUCUUUUAG